Molecule: messenger RNA, 942 nt
Organism: Parnassius mnemosyne (clouded apollo)
Lineage: Eukaryota; Metazoa; Arthropoda; Insecta; Lepidoptera; Papilionidae
Source: the annotation of a GenBank genome assembly
UUGAAGGCGAAAUGGAUUGAACGGACUGUGCCUUAUAAAAACCGCAGCACUCACUGUAAAAUUAUUCAGUUGCUAACUACAAACAACAUCAACAUGUUUGCUAAGGUUAUCGUUGCUCUGUGCGCUAUAAGCGCGGUUCGCGCUAGCGGUAUUUUGGGAGUUGGCCCGGCGGUGUAUAGCAGCCACGCAAUCGCUGCCCCCGCUGUGGUCACCAAGACUAUCACUCCCGCUGUCUCCUCUGUGUCUUCUUACUCCACCCACACUGCUCACGGUGGACCCAUCGCCACUUACGCCGCCGCUCCCGCCAUCGCCACCACCUACGCCGCUGCCCCCGCUAUCGCCACCACCUACGCUGCAGCUCCCAUUGUGAGCAAGACCAUCACACCCGCUGUAUCCUCCGUGUCUUCUUACUCUACCCACACUGCUCACGGUGGACCCAUCGCCACUUAUGCCGCCGCUCCCGCCAUCGCCACCACUUACGCCGCUGCUCCCGCUAUCGCCACCACCUACGCUGCAGCUCCCAUUGUGAGCAAGACCAUCACACCCGCUGUCUCCUCCGUGUCUUCGUACUCGACCCAAACCGCACAUGGUUCUCCCAUCACGACCUACGCAGCUGGCCCAGCUGUAGCCUACGCCUCCCGAGCCAUCGCCGCACCCGCUCUGGCCGCAUAUGCCACCCGCACUUACGCCGCUCCCUCUGCAACUUCCUACUCUUCCUACUCCACCCAGACUGCUCACGGCAGUCCCCUUGUAACUAAGACUUACGCUGCCCCCGCGUUCUCCACCUAUGCCAGCCCCGUGUACUCUACCUACGCCGCCGGCCCCGCGUACGCGACCUACGCCUCGGCUGCCCCCGUCCUUCGUUCUUCUAUUGCGUACUCUGCCGCUCCCGCUGUCUCCCACAUCUCCUACAGCGGUCAUGGUGCUAACUAUGGUUGGUAA